CUCACUACGCGACGGUUCUGCGCCUCUGGUGGGAGCGAUCGAAAACUUUUCACAUGAGUGUCAGCUUUGUGUGUGUAUAAUGUGAUCUUGUGUGUGUACAACAUGACCGUGCUACUGGUUUUUGGACUUUUCGUUGUGAUAGCGACCGCCCACAAUAUAACACACCUGGAGGUCCCACAAUAUGGCGAUCCUCGGAGGGACGCGUAUCUCGCCUGCCACUACGUGAAGGAGCGAGGCGACCCCGACUUGCACUCCGUUAAGUGGUAUAGAGAUAACAACGAAAUAUUUCGCUUCACACCUGGACAACAGCCAUCAACAAGAACGUUCAAUACAACAGCUGGCGGCGUCACCCGUGGGACAUGCGAUGAAAAUAAGUGUUCCAUAAGCGUGCCGGUGCCGAAGCGCUACAACACCAGGAUAUCGUUCACCUGCGAGGUCUCCACUGAGGGCCCGAGGUUCGCGGUGGUCAACCAGACGAAACAUCUGACUGUAGCUGUGACAUUAAAACAAGACCCUGUGAUUAUGGGGCUACCUGGCAGCGUUCAAAUAGGAGAAGACGUACUUCUCAACUGCUCCACUGUGCCAGCAAUGCCUCCAGCUAAUAUCAUGUGGUAUAUAGACGGACGGCCCGAAAAAACAGAACAAUGGAUGCAUGACCACACUGAAGUAUCAACAGCAGACGACUACGGUCUCCGCUCCAGCUGGCGACCACUAAGGUUUCGCGUGACCACCGCGAGAGGAGCGAUAGGGCUUACUUGUGAGGCCACUCAGCCCACCCGACCGAGCUUCACCCGUGCUACCAAUGUGACAUUGGUGGUCGCGAGGUCGCCGCAUCUAUCGAUGUUCACUGCGUCAGGUUCGAGUAUCACGGCCACAGCGGCAUCAGCGGUAGCCCUGAGUAUCUUAGUACAUAUAUUUUCUAAAUACAGUGCCUUGAGAGAGAUAUAGUCGGAACGGUCGAUAGGCUGUGUCGGUAUUGUAAAAAGUUAGUUUAGGUAGAGUAUUCCAUCCACUUGUGCAUAUCGAUUGUUUUGUAUUAUUAGUUAUUAUAGUUUUUAGUAAUCCUAGUCAAACAACGAACCACCAUAUUGUACAGCUAAUAAACGAAAAAUAUUUAAUGAAUAGAAAGAAUUCGAUGAUGACGCGGGAUUCGAACGCUCGGUUUGGCAAAAGACGCGAAUUCAAAAUCUGCUGUAUAAUCGAUACUAGCUGCGCCCCGCGGUUUCACCCUCGUAAGUCUGUAUCCCGUAGGAAUAUCGGGAUAAAAAGUUACCUAUAUGUUAUUCCAGUUGUCCAGCUAUCUACGUGCCAAAUUUCAUUGCAAUCGGUUAGUAGUUUUUUUUUUUCAGUCCAUUCCAUAUCUCAUUAACAAUAAACAGUUGCCGUUGAUAAGUAAACAAUAUGUACUAAGCA
Messenger RNA from Zerene cesonia (dogface butterfly), 1413 nucleotides. RefSeq lists its product as uncharacterized. Lineage: Eukaryota; Metazoa; Arthropoda; Insecta; Lepidoptera; Pieridae. The record is from RefSeq and is a predicted model, not a curated record. Bases 103 to 948 code for a protein of 281 amino acids. The transcript is spliced from 6 exons.